AAUAAAAGUAGAGAUCUGGAUAACAGAUGGUCAAGACUCAGGAGUAUCAACUCUUACAACAUGCUUUCUCUACAAGUUCUCUACCAACCAGGAGCUGUUAUACAUCUCCUGGUUAUGUGCUUUAUUCUGGAGACUGCCUAUGGUCAGGAUAAUAGGAACAAUCUAUUUUCAGUAAACAUGAAAAUUUCUCCAAUAAAAAAUGCAAAUGAAUUUACAGUAGAAAUCACGAUUACAAACAAUGUGGAUGAAUGUAUGGCGGUAAAAGUUACUACUGAGGACAAUCCAAACAUCAAGUAUCUUUCUGCUCAUGCAGCAUACACUGCUUGCAUAUGUACCACAAACAACUUCUUCUGGGAUAUUCAAGUCUCUGCAAAUGCUGUCCUACGAGGAAAGGCAGAAGUUGUGCCAGCUAAGGGUAUAUGUCCUGACGGUGAGAAAAUAUACCCAGUAACUACCUACAUGAGGACUGCUGCACAUGAGAUCUCUGGAAAUUCAAAUAAAAACAUCUUUGAGAUUUCAUUUUACCCCGGUCCGAAUGGGAAAGAUCAAGAAAACAACCUACAGCAGAUGCUGGAGGAGUAUGAGGAAAAGGGAACCCUCGUUCACUGUUAG
Molecule: messenger RNA, 612 nt
Organism: Peromyscus leucopus (white-footed mouse)
Lineage: Eukaryota; Metazoa; Chordata; Mammalia; Rodentia; Cricetidae
Product: prolactin-inducible protein homolog
Exons: 5
Coding region: 61-612 (183 amino acids)
Biological process (GO): regulation of immune system process; proteolysis
Cellular component (GO): extracellular region
Molecular function (GO): aspartic-type endopeptidase activity
Source: RefSeq, a predicted model, not a curated record